AACCCGCAACGCAUUGUGGGAACGCACGUGCGGUCAACAUGGCGGCGCCCUUUAGGAGCGUUUAUCGGCCGCUAUGGAGAAUAAUAACAGGAUCUGGAAGAUUAACGUUAGGGAUGAGACAUAUUUCUUCUAGUAAGAAUCUGUGGUGCGCGAAAAAUCUCAAAACUGCGAGUGCUGCGUCUCAAUGGUCGCUACACGGCGCAGUUUGUCUGCAAAGGCUGCCUGUCAUCUCUCAAGACAGAAGCCCCAUAGAGGAAGAAUUCAUGGAGCUAUUGCAGCAGAUGGAGUUAGAGAGAAGUCUACUUUCAGACCACGAGUUGAGGCUCUUGGAAGACGCAGCACGUAUGAGUCGGAAACAGGAGGACGACUACGAUUCGGAUGAAGAGAAGGAUUAUGGAGAUGAAGAAAUCGUUACAGCACAGGAUCUGGAAGAUACAUGGGAACAGAAAUUCAAGCAGUUUCAUCCUGCACAGAGGUCCAAAGGUGACAAGCUCGAUGUGAGUUCUUCAGAGCGUUGUUUAGCAGACAGCCUGAUCUUGUUGGUCAAACAAGAUGUUGGAAGUCAAAAGGUUUGGCUUUUGCCUCAGAUUCAGUGGCAGGCUGGAGAGACUCUUCGACAGACAGCUGAACGUGCCCUUGGAAAUCUGCCAGGUGCAGAUCUGAAAGCUACUUUCCUUGGCAAUGCACCUUGCGGAUUUUACAAAUACAGAUACCCAAAAGACAUUCAAAAAGAGGGCCGCGUUGGAGCCAAAGUGUUUUUCUUCAAGGCCAUGACGUGUAGUCCCAAGCACUUACCUCUAGAGAAGAAUUCAUUUGCCUGGGUUAAAAAGGAUGAACUUCAGGACUUCCUAAAGCCAGAGUACCUGAAACAAGUCAAUCGCUUCAUCAUGGGCUUGUAAUAUAAUAUGCAGAAAAAUGGACCGAUUGUAUGGUGUUUAAACCUGUUCAGUACUAGCUUUGAUCAUUUCUUGCCUUUACACAUGUACAUUGUCACCAUGGCUUUUCACUGUGUAUUCAUUUCUGCUGAUUGCUCUUGCUGUAAUGUUAUGAAUGAGACCCACGUACCCUGACUGUUAAUGUAUCAUUAAAUUGCCAGUUUUUCCAAUUGUAAAACCUUUUUAUAUUCCUCUGAUUAGUCUCUUAUUAUUAUCGCUUCAUAUUUAAAAUAUUACACCAUACAAUUUUCCCAGUCCUAAUAAUGCCAUAAUAAAAAUGGAUGUCCAAAAUGAAUCAUAAAAGCAGUAAUCUUUUAAAAUAUUACCACUUGAGGGCAGUAGUAGGACAGGGAAUGGCGUAUAGACUAUUUGGAGCAUAAAGAACACCCACGCACCCCCCUCUAAACACAUCAUUUUAUACUGUAUGAUUGGCCAGCAUCUAAUGUAAAUGUCUUGUAAUUUGGUUUGUCUUGUGUACUUAUAGUUCCCCUUUUCGCACUGUUGUCACACAGUCCUUGACUUUUGUGCUGUGCUAGUGGAAAUUGGGAUUAGUAAUACUAUGAAUUAUUUAGGUACCUUGUUAAUGUAGGUCUGUAAAAUUGGCAGAGUCACAAUUGUAAGUGUUUUGGGAUUUGGAGAAAUUACUUUGUGGUAAAAAUUCCAAAGUCCUCAUAAAUAGUGCAGCCGUGGACCCUACAGUUAUAAGAUGGGUAACUUCUUAUCUACUAAAGAAACCAACACAGAAAUUCGAUUUAAUCAGAUUUAAUACAAAUUCUGAUUCCAUUACAAUACCAUUAUGAACCAUUACAAAAUCCAAUUGUGUAGUGUGUUUUGGGCCUUAUGUCAAUAGGAUUUAAUGUUGUUCUAUUGAUUCCGAUCCACCAGAUAACAUCCCAGCAACAGAACCCAAUACAUUACCAGUAGAGAGAGACCAUUAUGGUUUACUUUAAAAACAAUACUAUUUCCGUUAUAACCAUUAAAUCCAUGGCGAUUUCUAUGAUU
Molecule: messenger RNA, 1937 nt
Organism: Misgurnus anguillicaudatus (oriental weatherfish)
Lineage: Eukaryota; Metazoa; Chordata; Actinopteri; Cypriniformes; Cobitidae
Gene: mrpl46
Product: mitochondrial ribosomal protein L46
Cellular component (GO): mitochondrial large ribosomal subunit
Molecular function (GO): structural constituent of ribosome
Source: RefSeq, a predicted model, not a curated record